This is a messenger RNA of Penicillium salamii, 720 nucleotides long. NCBI's taxonomy places the organism in Eukaryota, Fungi, Ascomycota, Eurotiomycetes, Eurotiales, Aspergillaceae. The record is from the annotation of a GenBank genome assembly.
AUGGAUCUCCAAGGCACUCCCCUUCCCCAUGGCGCUCGCAGCACCAAGGUUACCACCGACCCUCGCUCCCAGCAGCCCAUCGAAGAGCCUUCUGGUCCCAUCACCAAUGACUCUCUUGCUGCAGAGUCCGUCCGCCACGGCGGUGCCUUCUCUGGCAACCGUGGCGCCGAGCCCAUAGGUGUGUCUGGCAACCAGUCUACUGUAAACAACACCGACACUUCCUCCGCCACUACCCUUCCUUCGGUCCCCGUUGGAGGCCUCCGCGAGGACCGCGAGAGCCAGCAGAAGUACCCCGAGGCCCUCGGCGGUCAGGGUAACUUCCCUGGCGCCCACCUGUCCCAGUCUGGCUACACUGGUGGUCCAACUGCCGCCAAGAAAGAAAUGGGCAUCAACGCUGGCGAGUACUCUACCGCCAGCGGCAGUGGCAACAGCCAGUACAACGCUGGCCAAGCUCCUUCCUAUGUGAGCGACGUGACUGGUGACAUUCAGCACCCCAAGCCUGAUGGCCGCAACAUCCACGAGGGUGGCUUCCACUCCAAUGACGCAAAGAACGCCAGCUUCAACGCCGAGAUUGGCUCUGAUCAGGACCCUGGUCGUGAGGCUAUCAACCAGUUCCAGCGCAGCAAUGCCCACACUGCCAACGACUCCGGCCGUGCUGACGAGCAGAAGCCCAAUGCCCGGACCCCCUACGAGCACUUGGAGCAGGACCAGCGUGCCUAA